AUGAUUGGGAAGUGGGGCAACCCAGACAUAAAGAAGCAGAUGAAGGCUGGCACUGAUUAUUACCACAAGCUCCGCCUGUGCCCGCGCAAUCCGCCGCAGCCGCCGGCAGAGCUCCGUGACGUGAGCCACCUGGCCGCGCUCAGCCUGCUCCGGCAGCUCGCCGACCUCUGUGGCCACUCGCUGGCUCUGCUUGAGGACCUCGAGGGGCACCUGCUGGCCCUGGGACGCCGCACCGACAGCCUAUACCGGCGCACCGUGCGCCUCCGCCGCCGCCUUCCCUGCCGCCUGCUUGGCCCGGAGGACGAGGAGGAAGAGCUAGCUGCAGCUAACUCGGGUCGGGAAAAUGCGACAGCGACCGCCCACUCGAGGUCGUCAUGGCGACAGCCAGUGAACGUGUUCCUCUCCUUGGGCAGGCCCCCGAGUGUAGAGGAGCUGCUUCGCGAGGCGCAGCUCAAUCUCCAGAGCCUGUUGCAAGAAGAAUAUGAGGAACAGUACUCGGAAGCCAGACUUCUGGGGCAGACCUUCCGCUCUUCUGAGGAGGCCCCUCAGCCCAGCCCCAGCCCAAGGCCCCAGUCUGCCAAGCGUCUGGAGUUUGUACUGAUGCCUACAAAACGACAGCUGAGUGAGGAUGAGACCACCACCCAGGGUGUGAGGGCCCCUGAGGCCUCCCUGAGCCUGUCUACCACAGCCGACAAGCAAACUGCCUGGAAUAGCCCCUUCCCUCUGCCCAUCCUAGAGGAGAAGCGGUGGCCUCAGCCUUGCUCCACACAAUCUGACAUUGUGCCCAUCAACAUCUCUGGGCAGCAGUUUGAUAAGCACGCAAGUUUGCGACACUCGUUGUUUAACACAGAGACAGCCGUGAACCCCAAGUCCACCCUGAGGCGGAGGCGGACCAUUAUUGGAUUCUCUAACUUUUCCAAGCGAGACCAAGGUCACAGCAGCAGCCCGGCAGGCAGUGUGGCCCGUUCUACCACGUCAGACAUCAGACCCAGUCACUCAGUGCCAGAAGGUGUUCAUGGAAGAGUUGCAGUGGGUCAGGAAGCUCAGUUCCCAAAUCUCACCUCACCAGUACUGAGAGAUCCUUCUAGUGAUCUGGAAGAGCCUCAGCAGGCACGCGGUGGCCCCAACCCUCCUGGCAUGGAGAGCAUGGGAAUGGUGUACAGCAUCCCCAGUUCUUGCAAUGGACCAACAGAAUCAACAUUCUCCACUUCCUGGAAGGGAGAUUCUUUUACUUACAUGACUCCAAGUGCCAACAGCCAGAGCAAUCAAGUCAGUGAAAAUAGAAAAUAUCCUUCCUCUGGGAAUUCUUGGGUCUCUCUGAACACACUCCCCGCUGUGGUUCCUAAGGAGGCUGCUCCCCUCUUUGUCACUCGUGAUAGCCCAGCAGGAUGCAGUGGGCUGGCUGGCUACUCUGAGCACUCUACCCAACGAAGGCAAGUACUGGAAAGACCCGCCAAGACUGGCCUGCUAACUGGUGGUACUUCACGGCUGGAGACAGGCCCAGGUGGGGCCAGCAGGUUCCGGGAGCGGUCACUGUCCGUGCCCACAGAUUCAGGCACCACAGAUGUGAAUUAUGAUGAGGAGCAGAAGGCCAGUGAAGCCUGUGCCCUGCCUUAUGCCAGUACAAGUUCUGAGGGGAGUAACAGUGCUGACAACAUUGCCUCCCUUAGUGCCGAACAGGAGGCCCAGCACAGAAGACAGAGGUCCAAGAGUAUCUCACUCAAGAAAGCCAAAAAGAAACCCUCCCCACCAACCCGCAGCGUCUCACUGGUCAAAGAUGAGCCGGUCCUCUUGCCAGAAGGUGGGUCAGCACUACCCAAGGACCAGAGGCCCAGGAGCCUUUGCCUCUCCUUGGAACACCAAGGACAUCAUUUGUCCCAUCCAGAUGCUCAGGGUCACCCAGCUGUGCCAGCCCUCAAAGAUCCAGAAGGUACACAAUUCUCCCACCACUGGUAUCUUACUGACUGGAAAUCUGGUGACACCUACCAAUCCUUGUCCAGCUCCAGCACUGCCACCGGCACCACAGUCAUUGAGUGCACCCAAGUUCAGGGCAGUUCAGAGUCUCUUGCCUCCCCUUCCACCUCCAGAGCCACUACACCUUCCCAGCUCUCCAUCGAGGUGGAGCCCAGGGAGGUAUCUUCCCCAGGAAGGCCCACUGGACUGAUGUCACCCUCCAGUGGAUAUUCCAGCCAGUCAGAGACACCAACACCCACUGUCUCCAUGUCCUCGACCCUGGGCCACUUACCCCCGCCAAGCAGCAGUGUCCGGGUACGGCCAGUGGUACCUGAGAGAAAGUCAUCACUACCCCCGACAUCACCAAUGGAGAAAAUUCCCAAGUCACGGCUACCGUUUGACUUACCAUUGACCCCUUCGACCAACCUGGACCUGUCUGGGAUGAGUAUUUCCAUCCGAAGCAAAACCAAGGUGAGCCGGCAUCACUCAGAUACAAAUUUUGGGGCCAAGUUGGCCCAGAAAACUAGUCCCAACCAGCCAAUCAUGCCCAUGGUUACUCAGUCUGACCUACGUUCUGUUCGCCUGAGGUCAGUCAGCAAGUCUGAGCCAGAAGAUGACAUUGAGAGUCCUGAGUGUGCUGAGGAACCCAGAGCAGAAGAAGUCUUCACCUUGCCAGAGAGAAAGGUGAAACCUCCCGUAGCUGAGAAGCCUCCGUUUGCCAGAAGGCCUCCAAGCUUGGUCCACAAGCCACCAUCUGUCCCUGAGGAGUACCCACUAACUUCGCCUACCUUGGUUAUGACCCCCAAGAGCUCAAUUCAACACGUGAGGCCACUCCCUCAAGACAGCUACACGGUGGUGUGGAAACCAAAGUCCUUCAGCCUCCCAGAUGGCAGGAGCCCAGGGGGGUCAACCACACCCUCAUCUGUUGUUUUCACACCUUUUGGCAGUUCCUCUGGUGCUUUCUUCUCAGGAACACAGCAACCUCUCCAAGGAAGUAUGGAGGAUGAGGGCCCCAAGACGAGAGCCCUGCCUGAAAGAAUUAGCCUCCAGAGCCAGGAAGAAGCUGAGAAAAAGAAAGGCAAGAUUCCACCUCCUGUACCAAAAAAGCCCAGCGUGCUGUACCUGCCUGUCACCUCACCCACAGCUCACAUGGAGGCCUACAUGGCAGAAUCAAGGCUGCCUCUCAGCCCCAUCAUCACCCUGGAGGAAGAUGCCAAGUGUACCCCCACUGGCGAUGACCUGCAAUCACCUGGCAAAAGGACAACCUCAGCUCCGCAGGCUGCCAGUGAAAGGGAGACAAGCCCUCCGGGGAGUUCUGUGGAACAAAGCGCAGAAGAAAAAAGUUUAAUCAGUGAUAAAACAGCUGAAUGGAUUGCAGAGGAUGAUGAUGACGUGUUUGUGGCUUCACGCACAACUGAAGAUUUAUUUACUGUGAUACACAGGUCCAAAAGAAAGCUGCUUGGCUGGAAGGAGCCUGGUGAGGCCUUUGCCAGUGGCAGACUGAGCUCCCAUUCACCAAUAAAGAAUACAGCCGAUUCUCCAAUCAGUGAGUCUGCUGCUGCCACAGGGUCAGGCAGCAGUGCCAACCUAGAUGCUGGCAGAAACGAUGAUUUCAAGGCCUUGCUACAGAAGAAGGGAAGUAAGGCAACUCCCAGGUCCCGGCCCUCAGCAGCCGAAUUGCUGAAGACCACUAACCCACUGGCUAGGAGAAUUAUUGCACAAUUUUCAAAAGACUAUGAAACCACCGAUAACCCCAGUACCUAAGCCCUGGGUUCAACAAGCGGAGUUUACUUACUAAACUUGAGAAGAGAAGAGGGAAGAGAAAGGGUUUUAAAAAGGAACCAUGGAAAUAACAAAAAAGCCUACUUUUCUUUUACAUUAGCUCACACUUUGGACAGCAGAAGAGAGGCCACUUCAUCUAGGGCUAAAAUCAUCAGGCGCCUGAACCAUCUUCAGACAUUUUGCGUUUGCAUACUUACAGUCUUGCCAUGACAGACUUCUGAGUGUCUUCUUAUUUUCCCCCAGUGGUGUACACUAAGAAAAAAUUCUCAGAUGCGAGGGCACAUGUGCCACCUUUUCACUCAAUGACAUGGCUGCUCCCAGCGUGAGAGCAGAUUGGGGACUGCCAAACCUGGGGGGCAUAGGGUGCCAUUGCUGAUUACUCACCGUCCUGGGGAGGUCUUGACGACCUUGUGUGGAGAUACAGAAAGACUCUGAUGCCUCCUCAACCACAGUUUAACUUUCCCCCACGAGAGAUUUGCAGAUGUACACUUAUUUCGGCGUAGGGUUGGUUGGAUGGCUUUUGUAGUGCAAAAUAUGAAUGUGACUCUGUCCUGAAACUUCACGCCUUUGUCAGUUUGAUUAUCUACACGGAGAUCAGGGUGAUGAGUGUCAAUAAAUAUGUAGGACCCCCCUUACCUAGAGAAGAUCAGGACUGGGUUGCUUUGGUUGUACCAAGCUCAGCCAACAAACAAGACAGCCAUGUGUUCGCUCGGAUCUAGCCAAGGUAACUGGCACAUGCGCCUUGAGUUCCUUCAAGUAUCUGUCAACAGUGAUAGUGGGGUCUGUGCCCAGCUCAUGCUGCAUCUUAACAACUCUUGUUUCAUUUGUGUAUAACACUCAUUAUAGGAAGUAAUUAGCUGAAGGGACAGUAUCAUCAAAGGCUCAAGGAGGAUAGAAAGUAAGUGCAUCUUGCCCCCCACCAUUCAAUUCAAAUCAUGGUUUAUGGUUGGUUUGGCUUUAUUUAAAGGAAGUCUGACUCUAUUCCAAAAACCAAGAACAGAUAGACUAAAAGGAUCUUUCCAAAAUCUAAAAGGCAGCCUUGUGAGUUGUUAUGGCCCAUAACACAUAAAAGAGCUCCUUUUUGCCAUUUAGGUUCUACUGUUUGACCAACUUUCAAUGAAUCAUGCUGGGGGAGAGUGUAAGAACUUGGGUAAAUAGGAUGCUGAAAGAGCUCCAGAACAAUCAGUACGACCCCUCCGCUCCAAAGCUUAUAGGCACUAACCAUUCUUACCAACUCAGUUUUCUAAGCACAGCAAGAGCAAUGAUUCGUUUGAUUUUCAUAUGCCUGAUUUCUGAGAGGUUGGGGGGAAGACAGACAAAGCAUUGAACAAAGAAAGUCUGCUGACCAAUGAUGGAAAAUUAAUUGUCUAUCAUUCCCAAGAGGCAAAAAGAAAAGGAAAAUGAAAUUGCAGCCUGCUUCACAAAGAGGGUGCCCCUACCCCUUCCUCCUCUACCCCCUACCUAAGGAGACUUAUUGGCCAACCUCCUGGAGGAUGCAGUAAGAGUUACAGGGACAAGCAGACCUCAAUUUUGACAGGUUGUGUUGCUCCCCAGUGAGAAGCAAGCUCUUAGCUCAACCGUCCGUACUCCAGCCAGACAGAGCUACUGGAAACCACACUGAGUACUGAGAAGACUUGGGCCUCUCAUAUAGAAGCCCUAAGCCUAGGCCUUUGGUUGGUACAGUUCUGAAUUCAAGGCUUCUGGGAACAGGCCGGGUCCACCAACUCCCUUGCCGUCAGCACUUCCCUCUGAUUUAGAAAGAAGCCACUUAAAAUAAUAAACAGCCAGUGAAAGCCCUGUUGCUUUUGAAAGUUGAUUCAAACUAUUUGGCUUGAAGGUCUUAACCAAAAUUCAGGGGUUUUGCCUGAAAUAAAAUAGAUUCAUUCCUGGCCUUAGUUUAUAUAUGAAUGCCACACUUUCUGCCCCAGACUCAGAAUUCCAAAUGGCAGGAGCAUUUGCCUCCAUAGGGAAAUGGAGUGUUUGUGUUUUUGCUGAACAGAAGUGAAAGGCUGCCAGGGCCUGCUCCUUGGGGACCAUUAUGACCAGCUGAACUUGAAAGCUGAGUACUCCCAUAGUAUAAGGACUUGUUACUUCUGCUGAUUUUUCUGGGAGCUUCUUGUUUGCUACUUCUAGUGGGUUUUGCCUCUCCCCUCACCUUGCUACCUCUGGAGGUUUACCCAAAAGAUUCUAAAGCUGAAUGCCCAGAUACCUCUAUGUUUUUCAAUUACCUUGAUUCUUGCUUUCUUCUACAAUACUUUGUAUGCCUGGAAUAUUUAGAACAUCUACAUCACCACUGUGACCCUCAAAUGCCCAGUGGUGUUCCCAUUAGCACAAGAGGAUUUGGGGUAGACAUUGUAUGGUCAGAGUUAACAUUUGGGACUGGAAAUAUUCAUUUAAUAUUUAAUGCAACAGGUGGACUUAGUCCCAAAGAACCAACCAAACUGUAAAACUUCUACAAAUCAUUGAUUAACAUAACCCUAAGCAUCUUUCAUACUCCUAACACUUAACCUCUCUCCUACCCUUGAUUAUCAUAACACCAACACUCUCUCCCACCCAGGCACUUACCACAACAUUUGCUGCCUUCUGCACCUGCUCUGCCGAGACUGGAGAAGAGAGGCUGAAAGCCCCUCUCAGGAAGGCUUUCAGAAAACCUACUACUACUAUUACUAGUACAAAUAAUAAUGAUAAUAAUUUUUAAAGGUGGAUAUAGAAGAGGUUUGAGUGAAAUGAAUUUGGCCCCAGAAGGUCAGCUUCCACUUCAAAUCGUUUCUCUCCCCUUUUGUCCCUCUAAUUCCAACUAGUAGCAGCAGGUGGCUCUGCUAAACUGAUGUCAAUCUAGUCGGGAGUAGAGGGAGCCGUCCCCAGGAGAGGAGUUAGCUGGUGACUGAGUGCUUUGCACUGGGUGGAUAUUCAUUACAUGUCUGUACUUCAAAUGUGGAGGGUAGACAGCAAGUUAUUCUUGGCACAACAGCAAAGUUAUUCUUGCUGGUGUCUCUUCUCCUUUGUCUGCACCACUUGGUCUGCCUCAGCCUCCCACCCGGCCCCAACUGGUCCCCUAGCCCUAACUCCCAUGAACUGCAGCCCUAGCCAACAGCUCGCCCUCAAAUGUUUUACGUUAGCUGAAUGGCUACAAAUUGACCAGUUGAACUGGAGAAAUUCCCUCGAACGUGCAAAGACAGGAGAUUCUGCCAGGCUCUUCUACCAAGCAUUGCACUUGACAUCCAUUUGAACUCUUGAUAACAUAGAUACAUCACGGUCUCUCUGUACCUUAUGAACGUGAGUGGAUCUGCCCGUGCACCUGCCCUCUUCCUCAUAAACGAACUAGUCAGCAAAAGACGAGUUCAUGUGCAGUGCUCUGUUCAUCACUGGUUCAGCCUCCCAUUAUCGCCAAGUGUGUGACACAAUGUGAGAUUUCACUUUAAUAUGAUUUGCCAGGACCAGGACUGGGGUGAGGUGAACAAGGCGCCCACUGUCAGGGCCAGGCGAGUGCCUUCCCUUGACCUGGCCCUGUGGUUUGCACUCUGUAAAGUAGUAUCAGCUCAUCUUCUUCCUAUGAACAAGUAUGGUCGUUCUAACUUGGGGGGGGGGUUAACUUCCUAUCUGUUGUUGCACCAAAUAUUUUAUUGCUAUCUAUUUUUCCAUUGCUAUAAUCCCUUGUAUGCCUACACAUUAAAGAAUCUUCAAUAUUAUCAGAAAACAUAUUUAAUUUCUAAGUAACCUGCUCCAAGUGGCAAGGUAGCAUCCAUUUUAUAGGGAUGUCCCCCAGGGACAGCCCUUGAGCAAGAUGGUUAGAGGUCUGUCACUGCGGUCCUCCCGUUUCUCUCUCUGCUCCAUUGUCCCCACACCUUGCUUCCCAGCACCAACUCUCCUCAGUGCCUCCUACUUUGUUCUCCUCUCUAAGAAAAGCAUGCUCUCAGGAAAGGGAUAAAUGCAUUUACUUUCAGAUUCUAAGGCUUAAUGCUACCUCCUUUGAGGGUCACUUGCAUUUUAACAGGAGAAAAGCCUUAAGCCAAAGGAAUGGAGUUCUACUUGCAGAAUGUUAGGCAUCAACUAGUUGUAGAAGUGUAUUUUUCACCAUGGAAAGGCCAAAUUCCCUGAUGGCUAACUCCAGAAUGUCUCCUGGAAUCAUUUUAGUUAAUACCUGACAGUCAAGUUAUCCAGUGCUAUUCAAUAUGGUUACUACCAAGGGACUCUCAGAAAUGGCUACUAAAAGCCACUGAGAAGGCCUAGAUCACUCAUAUUGUACAUUAACACUUUUACAUAAAUGGAAUUAAUACUACUUACCAUUUGAGUAAAAGAACACAAGGACUUAAAGAGUUUGUGAAAAUGUGUCCUGCUUGUGAAAGGUGAAACUGUUCAGUCAACGUCAGUCGUCUGGUAUUGGUGGUGACUAUUAAACUCAUUGGAGGCACAACUUUACUAACCACAAGCCUCUGCGUCCCCCACUUCAUCUGUGUGAUGUGCUUUCACUUCAGCUUUGUGUGAGAAUGAGACCGUAUCUGUACCAGAGCACCCAGUCCCUUCAAAGCCUCUGGAUGUAUUUCAGCUAUGAGUGACAAAGAGGGAUUUAAAAGGACAAGAGAGGGAAAGAGGUACAAUGAAGUGCCUUUGUCAAAGGGCAGCAAGAAGUAUAAUGAUUAAAACAGUUAUAUAAAAUAAGCAAAGUUUUAAAAUACAGAUUUAUAAAGGAAUACAGUAGUAAAUAGUUAUAGACACACAUUUGGGACGAUUUUAAUAAGUUUAGCAAAAAGAAAUUUGCAUGAGUAAUGGGUGAUGUGAAAUAGGUAUAUACUUUUGUUCAGUAAAGCCCAAAAUCUAGGCCAGUGGUUCUCAAAGUGUGGUCCCAGGACCAGCAACAGCAGCAUCCCUGGAGAGAGAGAGAC
Molecule: messenger RNA, 8618 nt
Organism: Galeopterus variegatus (Sunda flying lemur)
Lineage: Eukaryota; Metazoa; Chordata; Mammalia; Dermoptera; Cynocephalidae
Gene: NHSL2
Product: NHS-like 2
Exons: 9
Coding region: 1-3717 (1238 amino acids)
Biological process (GO): cell differentiation
Source: RefSeq, a predicted model, not a curated record